CCCCAGGGGAGCCAGCCUCUGGCUUCCCUCUGCAAUGGCCGCGUGCCUCAGACCCGGAGGGGCGAGUUAGUUGGUUGGAGAGUGGCAGCUCCCCAGCCUGGGACACAGUUUCCGCUGGCAGCUCCAGACCAGCCAGAGCUCUGCUCUGCACCACCAGGGCUGGUGCUGGUUGGGGCCGGGGGUGGACCGCUGCCCCCAGGGCUGCUCCCAGUGGCUUAAGACCCUGCAGGGGCAGGUGAGACGAGCAGCGGGGAGAGCUACCCGAGACGCUUAGGACCCUGGCUGGGGAAGGCGAGUCAGUCCCGUGGGGGCAGGGCUCCUGGAACCAGGAACUGCAGCCUAAGUUGGAGCUUCCGCACCCCAUGUUACCUGGAGAAAAGCUGGACCCAAUUCCUGACAGCUUCAUCCUGCAGCCACCAGUCUUCCACCCGGUGGUUCCUUACGUCACAACGAUUUUUGGCGGCCUGCACACAGGCAAGAUGGUCGUGCUGCAGGGAGGGGUCCCUCUAGGUGCACGCAGGUUUCAGGUGGACUUCCAGUGCGGCUGCAGCCUGUGUCCCCGGCCAGAUAUCGCCAUCCACUUCAACCCUCGCUUCCACACCUCCAAGCCCCACGUCAUCUGCAACACCCUACACGGUGGACGCUGGCAAAGGGAGGCCCGGUGGCCCCACCUGCCCCUGCAGAAAGGGGACAGUUUCCUCAUCCUCUUCCUCUUUGGGAAUGAGGACGUGAAGGUGAGUGUGAACGGACACCACUUUCUCCACUACCGCUACCGGCUCCCACUGUCUCGUGUGGACACCCUGGGCAUAUUUGGUGACAUCGUGGUGGAGGCUGUUGGAUUCCUGAACAUCAAUCCAUUUGUGGAGGGCAGCAGAGAGUACCCCGCUGGACACCCUUUCCUGCUGAGGAGCCCCAGGCUGGAGGUGCCCUGCUCAUGUGCUCUUCCCCAGGGUCUCUGGCCCGGGCACGUCAUCGUGGUGCGGGGGCUGGUCCUGCAGGAGCCAAAGGACUUCACUCUGAGCCUGAGGGACGAGGCCGCCCACUCUCCCGUGACUCUCAGGGCUUCCUUCGCAGACAGGACUCUGGCCUGGAUCUCCCCAUGGGGACGGAAGAAACUGAUCUCGGCCCCCUUCCUCUUUCACCCCCAGCGAUUCUUUGAGGUGCUGCUCCUGUGCCAGGAGGGAGGGCUGAAGCUGGCGCUCAACGGGCAGGGGCUGGGGGCCACCACCCUGGGCCGGCAGGCGCUGGAGCGGCUGCGGGACCUCCGCAUCAGUGGAAGCGUCCAGCUGUACUGUGUCCACUACUGAGGGGACCCUGGCCGGAGAAGAGGAAGGCCAGCCAAGGCCCAGGGUCCCACGGUCCAGCCCUCGCUCUCCCUUCCCCAUUAAACUGUCCACCUGUCACCACCGCAUCCGGCCUGGCUCCUGGGGUCACGAGCCUGAAUCUGCAGGGGCUCUGGGCGGCAGCAGAGGGAAGACAUGAGGCCUGAGGCUCCUCCGGCGUUGUCCCUGCCUCACCCGGGAGCUGGGAUUUGGCUCCAUCUGCCUUCAGGGCCCACUGUGCUCAUGGAAGCAGGUUUUGAAGCCCAACAAAGAUACU
Molecule: messenger RNA, 1599 nt
Organism: Lemur catta (Ring-tailed lemur)
Lineage: Eukaryota; Metazoa; Chordata; Mammalia; Primates; Lemuridae
Gene: LGALS12
Product: galectin 12
Exons: 9
Coding region: 363-1307 (314 amino acids)
Biological process (GO): lymphatic endothelial cell migration; intrinsic apoptotic signaling pathway
Molecular function (GO): integrin binding; lactose binding
Source: RefSeq, a predicted model, not a curated record